AUGCAGGUGGAUAACGAGGAGCAAGUUUACUCACAGGAUGACAUAAAUAAAAGUAGAGCAAAGAGAGAAAUGGUUAAUCCAAAGAAAUGGCAGAGAAAUCAUAAUGAACAGUUAAGAAUGGAAGGCAAGGCAUAUAAAGGUGUAGCAAAGAUAGAUGGAAAGAAACAGUAUUGUGUUGCAAGAAAUGAAAGAAUUUUGGGAGCAAGAUGUUGCAGUAAAAGUUGUGAGAAGACAAGAAAAUGUGGAGAGAUUAAAGACAGAAAUAGAGGAAAUAUUCAGAUCAUUCUGGAACAACGUGGAUUGGAAGGAGAAGAAAAUUUAUGUUGCAAAUUUAGUACAAAAGUGUUACACAGCCAGUUCUGUCGCAGAAAACAGUCGACGUAA
Lottia gigantea (owl limpet) is the source of this 384-nucleotide messenger RNA. RefSeq lists its product as hypothetical. NCBI's taxonomy places the organism in Eukaryota, Metazoa, Mollusca, Gastropoda, Lottiidae. The transcript has a single exon. The record is from RefSeq and is a predicted model, not a curated record. The coding region runs from base 1 to 384 and encodes 127 amino acids.